Diospyros lotus (date-plum) is the source of this 5826-nucleotide messenger RNA. RefSeq lists its product as uncharacterized. The transcript has 5 exons. Bases 612 to 3266 code for a protein of 884 amino acids. The record is from RefSeq and is a predicted model, not a curated record. NCBI's taxonomy places the organism in Eukaryota, Viridiplantae, Streptophyta, Magnoliopsida, Ericales, Ebenaceae.
GAUGUGAAUAGGAAUUUUCAUGAAAUUAUGUAGCGUGCAAAACUGAGGGCGCGAGAGAUGCGGCGGCUUGCGUCAUCUGCAUAGGUCGGCGCGUCCGCGUACAAUGAUAUGAUCCCGAAAUCCAGUCGCAUCAAACCCGCAAAUCCAUCGGGCAUUACCUAACCAACCGACCUCACCGUCGGAAACCCAUUCCUCCCUUUGUUUUUUCAUCGUUUCACGCAAGACAGAAAUGGUUAAAUUGCGUAUACAAACUAAUCUUUAUUUUUUCUGGAUGUAUCUACGCUUCCAUAGAAGCCCGAGUUGAAGCUUUUGGCUGUUGACCCCAUAUGAUUUUCUCCGACUCUUCCAACUUUCGUGGGCGUGCAUGUCUUUUACUUCGAUUUCAAUCCAUACUCGAUUAUUGAAAUCACUGUUUUUUUGGUGUCAUUAUUGACGACAUCGAUCUUGAUAUUUUGACCCCCGAAGACCACUCACCAUGUAAUAUCCAUUUAGAGUUGGGAGUCCUACAAAUAAAGGUUGAUUUGCAGAUCCAAUUGUAUUUUUUCCAAUAAAGAAGGGUGCCUGAAUUUCAGUGGUUUUCUUUCUAGAUAAGGGAGAAAAACGCCUAGCACAUGGCAUCCAAAGAACAAACGCCAAGUGUCGUUGCCAGAUUGAUGGGUCUUGACAAAUUGCCACCCCAGCAGCUUGUUAACAAACCUUGCCGAGUGCUUUCUGAAAAUUAUUUGCGGAAAAGUUCUUCCAUUGGUUUACUAGAGGAGCGAUCAUAUAAGGAAAGAGAUUCAUUAAAGGUAAAGUAUGGAAAAAUGAAAGAACUUAUCAAUGUGCUUGAAGUGACAGAGGCACCAUCAAUUGGUAGACAAGGUAUCUGGUCAGGCGAAUGGGGGCAAGCAAAGACAAGCACAACUGAAGUGAAUAUACCAAUUGAAAGGCAGAAAUUGAGUGAUGCAAAAUCUCUUCCAACCAAUGAGGAUCUCUUGAAUUCAAAAGAAUUUGAUGAUGUAAUGAAAGAGCUAGAUUCUGAUAAGGAUCUUCUACUGAGCCAUCCCCAGCGACCAGAUUCUUUAUUUAUGAAUCAUCUCCCUGAUCUACAAUUUUUCCAACCACAUAUCAAGUCCACUCACUUAAAAUCUUUGAAGUUUUCAAAUGCUUCUUACGGUAGAAAACAUGAAAUAUUCAGGAUGUCUGGAAGGAGAACUUCAAGAUUGAAUAUUUUGAGAUCACUUCAGAAGCUUGAUGGUGAUUUUGUGAGACAUCACCGUUGUGGCCUUGCUACUGAUUGUUCCCCUCCAUUGAUGAAGUCUCAAUCAAAGUUAAAGGAUGAGAAACCUCUUUUCCUUCCAAAGAUUGUUGUCCUAAAAGAAAAUCUUGGAAAUGCACUGAACUCUGCAAGGCCAUCUCCAUCUAGUUCUGAGGAAGACUCUCUGCCUUGCGAUGGAAAGUGCACGGAGUUUUCUGAAAAAAAUGUAGAAUUACAUAAUCAAGCAGUAGCAAGGAAUUUAUUGGCUACCAAUAAGGAUCCUUCUACACAUGGUUUUAGAGUAGCAAGGGAGCAUGAAAAAUGCAUUUCCAGACAAAUAAUGCAUAAUAUCAACAGCAGUUCGAGAGUGGUCUCAAAGAUAAUAAUACCUCCUUGGUUAAGUUCCAAUGCUUACAAGAAUGGCUUCCGAAGCAGAUAUCCUCCUUCAAAUUGGUCAUUUUUUGAGAGAAAAAUAAAGGAGGGGCUCUCAGAAAGGUGGAAAACGACCAGUAGGUGUACCACCCUCAGUUCAAUGCUUGCUAUGCCUGCUCGAGAAACUAGGCCCAGAAAUUUGAACUACAAGCUCAAUAUAAGUGGCCUGAACAAAUGGUCAAGGGAUGGAGAAGCAGACUUGGCCAAUCCUUUUGGUAUUAUCAGUAGCUGGAAUGGCUUGAAAGAGGAGAGUGUGGAAAUAUUAACAAGAUCAGAAUCUCGUCAUACAGGUUCUAUCAACUCUGAAAUUCCUAAAUCUAGGAGCACAACUAGAUUUGUCCAUGAUGAUAGAUAUUUGACAUUGGAAGAAUCUGUUCGACAACAGCAACAAUCUCAGGGAAAAAAUGACUUAAGGAAGCAGAAUUGUUCCAAAAAGGAGAUUUCAGACAUUGGAGUUUCUAUAUUUAUCAAUAAGAAAGAUCAAAAUUUUUCUUGUGCUGAUUCCAUGGAGACUCAGGAUGAGCUGAAAAACAAUUGUGGGAAGAGUGAUCUAUCUAGAAUAUCUGAUCUGGAUUCUAUAUUUCCUAGCCUAUCAAUUAAUGUUUCUUCCUCAAGUCUGGAUUCAGAAAUAGAAGCAGUUGCAGAGACUCAGAAUGUGGGAAUAUCUUUUGGAACCCCUGAACAGCAGCAGUCUGAACCAGCAGCGUGCAUGCCGUCCAUGGAAAAUGGCCUUGAUUCUGAUGUCUUAAAUGCUUCUGGCAGACAGUAUUCAUCAACUAAAUUCCAUAAAGAACCACUGGAUUCCUCUAGCUGUGGCAAAAUUGGGCCAGAAUUUCACAUGAGCUGGGGAGAAGGGUAUUCUCCAAGUCCGAAUUCAGUUUUGGAACUACCUUUUAGUGAAGAAAAAUUAUCUGGCUCUGAAUUUUUUCAUGGCAUUGGUGCUGAGUACCUUCAUGGUUUACAAAUGCAGCUUCAACUUCUGGAAUCUGAGUCAGAAGAAACAAAAUCAGAAGAUCAUGAAAUGGUUGUGUCAAGUGAUGAAGACAAUGGCGAUAGAUCUGUUGGUCUUGCUGAAGACAGCAGAAAAUUAGAGGGAUUGUUCCAAGUUGAGAGCAGGAAUUUCUCUUAUCUAGUUGAUGUUUUAGAUGAAGCAGGCUUCCAAGGUAGCAACACGCAAAUGGGAUUGGGAGCAUGGCAGUCUCCCUGCUGUCCAGUGAACCCUUCAGUGUUUGAUAGGUUAGAGAAGAAAUAUGGUGACCAGACAUCUUGGGAGAAGUCUGAAAGGAGGCUUCUGUUUGAGCUUUUAAACUUGGGGUUGAAGGACAUUCUCCAGCCAUGCAUGGAUGUAUUUGCAUGGGGAAAACCUUUGAGAAAAAGGCUUAACCUUUCUCUCAGCCGUAGCGUAAUUGAGGAAGAGUUGUGGAUGUUUCUGGUGAGCCAGGAGAAGGAAGCAAGCAAGGAAUUGGCAGUGGAUGGGAUGAGGUGGCUUGAGUUGUGGGAUGAUAUUGAUUUCAUUGUUUGCGAAAUAGAGAAAUUUUUGUUCGAUGAGUUAGCAGCUGAAAUAGUUAGCAUUGAGAGUUGUAUGAAUCAUAGCUAGAAUUUUUGUCAUUGGAAUUUGUGGCGAGCAUUGAGUGUUAAUAGGGAGACAAUUUUGGGAGAUGUAUUUAUUUAUUUGGCAUAGCUAUAAGUUUGUUGUGUCAAGGUGAAAAGGGAAGCAUAGAGUUUAGGUUUUUGUGAAAUGGAAAUAGAUUGGGAUAAGUGAAAAGUAAAUAUAAAGGUUGAGUUUGUUGGUUUGUAGAAAUUGAAACAGAUUGGAGUCUUUAUACGUGCAUGAACAGUUCAGCUGCAGUUUUGUUUUUUUAUGAUUUAUUUUGAUAUUAAUACCAGAGUGAGAACUUAAAUGAUUUGUUGGACAUCUGUUUGGUGUCUGAUGCAUACAGAUUCAGGGGCUUUUCCUUAAUCGUACAUGCACCAGUGACUUAUUGUAGGGUUGGAACUCAGAUCGAUCAUGAUUCUUAUGCGCAUACUUCAUUCAAGGGUGAGCAGAUUGCAACAAUAUCUGAAUUUUGAGUCAAAUUCUCAUCCUUCGUCUGCAUCUUCAGGUCCCUCAGGUAACCCGUCAUGUAAUUUUCAAAUGUGAAUUUCUUGCUGCGAUCUGAGACCAUAACUUGCUAUUGUUUCUGUGAGAUAUUUAACCAACUAUACAGCUAGCAUAUGCUCAGAGGCUUCAUUUUUGUGCUUCUCUUCUCUAGUUCUUGGUGGUUAGACACAGUUUUGAGUUGCAUUGCUCAAAUAUUGGGCAGUUGUGGAAAUUACUUGUUGGCCAGCCUUCUUGUGAUUUAUCUAACAUCUAGCUUCUCUGUGAUGGUCUGCAAUCUUAUUUUGAGUAUUGCACCUAACCUAUUUGGUUAACUUUCUAUGUAAACUUGGUGACAUGGUAAAGUAGACUUUGAGAAAAGGCUCUAUUAUUAGUAAAAGAUCAAGCAAAUAUCUAACCCAAUUCAUUCAAACACACUGGAAUAGAAGAUACAUCAGAUGAAGAUUGAACUUGAUCCACAAUAUCACACAGCGAAUGGAACUUCCACAAAGAGGAAAACCUCAAAGGGUGAGGUAAACACUGAACUCUGUGAUUGUUUCUACACCAUCAGUUGUGUGUUGAUCCUGCUGGGGAAGGGUCUCAAUCGUGGCGUACCCUUUAGCAUUCUCAUACUUGCCCGUGCCACCAAUGAGAGCAAUCUGAGAGACCGGGGAUCCAGUGCGAUGAAUUCCAAAGAAACUAAUAGUGUCGUCAACAUCAUGCUCACCACCAUGGAGCAGAGCUGUUAACACAAGCGUGUGACUAGUACCAUCCAAAGAGCUUGACAAGUAAAAACCUUGCAUCUUGCCUAACACGGCCGAGCCCAGCUCAUGGCCCUGGGUUAACUCAUUGUCAACGACAGUAAUGGAGCCAAACAUGAGCUGCUGAAGAGUUAAGCCAGCUGGAAGCUGGCCAGCAGUGACGAAGGGCAAGUUGUUGCCACCAUUGACUAUGUUGUUGUUGCCACUGUUUUGUAUGACAGUGGAGCCUGGGGAGCCAUUUAGGCCUACAAGGGAUGGGGCAUUGUUGUCGUUAACGACACCAGUGAAAGUGUUGAGGGGAACACCGCCACUAAUAGGGAAGACUUGAUUGUUAGGUUUGGAGAAAGGGAGGUUGUUAUCAUCUGAGUUGGCCACAAUUCCGGUGACCACCCUGCCUGAAGGGUGUGUUCCCCCCAGGAUGUCAUGCAUGAAGAAGGACAAUUGAGGGUGUUCUGCUACCGUGGCGGAUAUGGAGGAUGCCCCGCUUGGAGAUGUCGCAAUCGGAGUUGCUACUACUGGUGCCGCAUCGGCGGCAUCAGGGGCUUCUGUGACACUAGGGGCAAUAACUGGGGCGACUCCAUUUGGCAGGCCCGUGGACGUGGAGGGCACAGCUAGAGGCGCUGCACCAACACCAGGAGUAUUGGUACCGGUACCAGUAGCAGUAGCAGUGGCCGGGAUUUGGCCAUUUGGUAAUGUUGCAGCGGUGCCUGCCACAGGUGGCACAUCAUCGGCUUUAGGAUCAUCGACAAAUCCUACUGCGGGUGAGUCGGCUGUGAUUGGGGGUUGUGGAUCCUCCACUUCAUCAAGGAUCCGGGCGGAGCUGGUGGAUCCAGUAGUGAUGAGUUGCAACAAGAGAAAGAUGGUGACCUUCAAAAUAUUAGUUUUGGCCAUCCUGGAAUGUGCGUGCAGAGGGAUGAUUGUGAAGAAGAAGAAGAAGAAGAAGAAGAAGAAGAAGAUUAUUUGAGAGUUGCUUCUGUUAGAGGGCAGAGUGAUAUGGAUGUGUAUAUAUAUACUUUUUGAGUAUACACCCUCUAAUAGGAGAAGAAGAAGUGGAGCUAGUUGCUGUGAAUGCCUUUGAAAAAGCACAAGAGCUAGCACCAAGGUGAAUGGAGCUGAUGAAAUGGAGUAGUUAUGCAACCCAUAUUUGUUUAGUUGGAAAAAGACCUAACCCCUCGUAAAGCUUUCAAUUAAUUAUGGUUCUGUUGAGUUCUGACACAAAAUUUCUUAAAUUCCUCGGCUGUUAGCAUGAGCGAUGAUGAAUUUGUGCUUCCCUUGUUAUAUUUUGAUCCACCUAAAGAUGAAAUGAGAUUACUUUUACA